GCUCUCCGUGGACAGCCUUGGAGGGCAUCAGCCGCGACCUGAGGGACCCCUGGAGGAGGAUGCUGGGGGGUACGGGACUAUCCCAGACUCGGGGGAUGCUGGGCGGAUACGAGGAGCCCCUGGGAUGCCCUGUUUGGAUCCUCCUGCUCUGCUGGGGUCUGGCCACUUGCUGCACAGGUGCCAUGGCCUUGCAGCCGCCCAGGAUCACCAUGCUGCGGAUGCCAGCAGAGCUCCCUCGCCCAGGCGAGAGCGUGACUGUGUCGUGCGAGGCAUCGAGUGAGCUUCCAGAGCUGACGCUGCUCUACUGGCUGGAGAACGGCUUCUUCGUGGAGAGCCUGCACCCAGACGGGACUGUGCGUGAGGGGACGGUGCAAGAGGAGCCGCAGGGCUCGGAGUUGGCCCUGCACCGCGAUCUGCACUUCAGCUCCUUCGACAGCCGGCACCUGCACACCAACUUCACCUGCGUGGUGCUCAGUCCCCUCGGUGUCGACACCAGGGAGCUGCAGUGGCCGUCCCCAGCCCUGGGCCCUGUCACUGAGAGGAGUGGGGGCCUGGGCUGAGACAGGGGAGCAGCUCCCAUGCGGGAUGCUGGGUGAGCGCCCUGCAGUGCAGCUCCCUGCUCUGACAGCCCCACACCACUGCAUGCACGUGUGACACCUCCGGGGAGGCCCGUGUCCGUGACCUGCUUUGGGGACUGCAUGGCCCCACGUGUGCCGGCCACACCGUGAGUGGGGCUCCUGGUGCCCCAGACUGAGUCGGGAGCACUGCCUGGGCUGGAACCAGCCCUGCCCAUAGCUGGCUCUGGGACCCCAGAGUUUAUUAAAGUACA
This is a messenger RNA of Hirundo rustica (Barn swallow), 829 nucleotides long. RefSeq names its product interleukin 18 binding protein (gene IL18BP). The transcript is spliced from 5 exons. Bases 60 to 560 code for a protein of 166 amino acids. The record is from RefSeq and is a predicted model, not a curated record. NCBI's taxonomy places the organism in Eukaryota, Metazoa, Chordata, Aves, Passeriformes, Hirundinidae. Gene Ontology annotation, molecular function: interleukin-18 binding.